Molecule: messenger RNA, 1900 nt
Organism: Juglans microcarpa x Juglans regia
Lineage: Eukaryota; Viridiplantae; Streptophyta; Magnoliopsida; Fagales; Juglandaceae
Product: berberine bridge enzyme-like 8
Exons: 1
Coding region: 170-1789 (539 amino acids)
Molecular function (GO): FAD binding; oxidoreductase activity
Source: RefSeq, a predicted model, not a curated record
UUUAAGAACCGAAACUUCCUACUCCUUUCUUGCCUUUCGAGUUCCCUGUGUCUCUCUUUACAUAAUACAUCCAUCAUGCCAAUUAGAAAAAACGUUGAAACCCAAUUAGUGCUGGAAUUUCAUAAUAUUAAAAACGAAAAAGCUGGGGAAACAGUCUAACCCACACCAAAUGAGGACACAAGCGUUAUCAAUACUAGCAAUUUUUGUUAUUUUUCUCGCCCAUGUUUCGAUUGCUGCUUCAGAUCGAGCCCAAGAAACCUUCUUACAAUGUCUUUCCGACCAUUCUCAAUCCUCUCUAUCGAUCACUUCUGUCACCUAUUUCCCCAACAACUCUUCAUACACAGAUGUCUUGCAGUCCUAUAUUCGAAACCUCAGAUUCAUGUCUCCUGCAACCCCAAAACCACUGCUCAUCGUAACCCCCACCCAUGUUUCUCACAUCCAAGCAUCGAUAAUCUGUUCAAAAAUCCAUGGACUCGAAGUCAGGAUCCGUAGUGGUGGCCACGAUUAUGAUGGCCUUUCGUAUGUAUCAGAUUCCCCGUUCAUUAUCAUUGACAUGUUCAAUCUAAGAUCCAUAUCUGUCGACAUGAAAGAUGGAAGCGCUUGGGUGGAGUCCGGGGCAACACUCGGAGAGCUGUACUAUAGAAUAGCUGAGAAGAGCAAGAUCCAUGGCUUCCCGGCCGGAGUUUGCCCCACAGUUGCGGCUGGAGGCCAUUUCAGUGGAGGUGGUUACGGCAACAUGAUGAGAAAGUACGGCCUGUCGGUGGAUAAUGUCGUUGAUGCAAAAGUUGUCGAUGCUAAGGGUAGAGUUUUGGAUAGAGAAUCUAUGGGGGAAGAUCUUUUCUGGGCCAUUAGAGGAGGAGGUGGAGCCAGCUUCGGGGUCAUACUUUCCUGGAAAAUCAAGCUGGUUGGCGUCCCAGAAAUUGUCACGGUCUUUAGAGUUGAGAAAACCUUGGAACAAGGUGCUACCGAGAUUGUUCAUCAAUGGCAACAUGUUGCUGACAAGAUUGAUGAAGAUCUCUUUAUCAGAGUGGUGGUGCUACCUGUGAAUAGAAAGCAAUAUCAGACAAUAAAAGCUAAAUUGGUGGCUUUGUAUCUUGGAAAUUCAGAAGAUCUCAUUUCUGUUAUGGAUCAAAGUUUCCCUGAAUUGGGUAUACAAAGCCAGGACUGCAUCGAAAUGAACUGGAUUGAAUCGGUGCUCUUCUGGUCUAACUACAGAAACGGUACAUCCCUGGAUGUUCUGCUUGAGCGACAACCUCAAUCGGAAAAGUUCUUGAAGAAGAAAUCAGACUAUGUCCAAAACCCCAUUUCAAAAAAGGGUCUUGAAAGCAUAUGGAAGAAAAUGAUGGAUUUAAAGAAGCCAGUACUAACAUUCAAUCCCUAUGGGGGAAAAAUGAGUGAAAUUUCUGAGUUUGAAACGCCAUUUCCACACAGAGCAGGGAACAUGUACAAAAUCCAAUACUCAGUGAACUGGAAAGAGGAAGGUGUGGAGGCAUCAAAGCAAAACUUGGAUCGAAUAAGAGGGCUUUAUGAUUAUAUGACACCUUUUGUUUCAAAGUCACCAAGGGGAUCAUAUCUGAAUUAUAGAGAUGUUGAUUUGGGUACCAAUGGGGUUGGGAAUUCAAGCUACUCAGAAGCUAGUGCUUGGGGGACCAAGUAUUUUAAGGGAAAUUUCGACAGGUUAGUACAAGUGAAGACUUUGGUAGAUCCAGAUAACUUCUUUCGAUAUGAACAAAGCAUCCCUUCUUGCACCAUGGACAAGUGUACAGGUAGGAUAAAGCAAUUGCUUUGAACACCGUACCUCUGAUGAUCAGUAAUCAGUAUAGGAAAGAUGCAAAAAAUUGUGAUGUAAACAAGUACAUAUUUAUUGACAUUUCAAACUGAAAAAUCCAUAGUAAUGCUC